AUGGCCAUCAAAGCAACAACCGGCCCGGUCGAUUCUUCGACCGUUACUGCAGCCUUGACCUCCGCAACAACUGCAACUCCAUCUCCCGUCCCGCUUCCACGACGGACCCGCGAGAACCCGGAGUCGGAAUCGGAAAUAUUGCCACCACUCGAUGAGGCCGUCACGAGCGGUGGUCACAGUUUCGCGAAGCCCAAACUCCGGCUCGAAAUACGGGAUCUCGACCAUCCCGGUGCGGCCAAGUUUCUCAGCGCUGUCAACUCGGCCACGGUGCUCUCCACCGCCGUAAACAAUGUCCUUCGUCUAUUAUAUAGGUCGCCCUCUGACAAGCAUACCACGGUCCCGCCGACCCGGUCCGUCACGCUCAUCCUUCGCGAUAUGGGCGGGGUGGCCUACACUACGGGGAUCGACCUAGAUAGCGACCACAAAGAGAUUCACUUCUCGCUCAGCUACAUCAACUCCAUCUCACCCCCCUCGCGCCUCACCCAUGAGAUAACGGGCGUACUGACCCACGAAUUGGUACACUGCUACCAGUGGGACGCACACGGCAGCUGCCCGGGAGGGUUAAUCGAGGGCGUGGCCGACUGGGUGCGGCUGAACUGCGAUCUGAGCCCUCCGCACUGGAAGAAGGAGACAGGUGGUGACUGGGACCGUGGCUACCAGCACACGGCCUAUUUUCUCGCCUACCUCGAGCAUCGCUUUGGCAAAGAUACUGUGCGUCGACUCAACGAGAAGCUGCGGCAGCACCGGUACGCAGUGGAGACCUUUUGGCCGGAGCUACUGGGCCAGUCGGUUGAAGAGCUGUAUGGAGAGUAUGUAGAGUAUGAGAAGAACAAGGGGGAAGUUGAUGAUCACGAAUAG
Messenger RNA from Dichotomopilus funicola, 858 nucleotides. Its product is annotated as peptidase of plants and bacteria-domain-containing protein. NCBI's taxonomy places the organism in Eukaryota, Fungi, Ascomycota, Sordariomycetes, Sordariales, Chaetomiaceae. The coding region runs from base 1 to 858 and encodes 285 amino acids. The record is from RefSeq and is a predicted model, not a curated record. The transcript is spliced from 3 exons.